AGGGCGGACCCAGUUUGUAUAACUAUCAGGAAAUAGACGCGCAUUCAAUUCACAUAUUGUUGAUGAAGAUUACUCGUUGAUCAAAUGAAACUAGUAACUAGAAUGGGUGCUGUAGUUCUGGUGCUAUUUACAAUCGGUGCUUUUAUCAGUCCAGUUCGAUCUCUGGAUAAUGGUCUCGCGCUCAAGCCUACAAUGGGUUGGCUGCAUUGGGAGAGAUUCAUGUGCAAUGUCGACUGUGACACGGACCCCAAUAAUUGCAUCAGGUAUGAUAUCUAGCUUCACCCUCAACUCUACACGUAAAUUAAAAAAACUCAACACGUAAAUUAAAAUGUUCCAGACUCAAUCAAACAUUGAAGGCAAAGGAAAUAAAAUGGACAACUCUAAACUAGCUUAGACCAUUUUGAUUUCAGCUCAAUUCAAACUCAUAGCAGGAAAUAGAGUAACUGUAGGCAGUAAUGUGAGUGGGGUGAUUCUACAUUCAUCAGGUAUAAAUGGCCUCUCAUGUUCACUAUUACUUCAUUGGCACAUUGAAGCAUAGUUAAUAUGACAAUAUGAACUGGCUAAUAGUUUCCUCUGUCUGUCCCUGACCUCUGUGCUGCUAGUGAGAAUCUCUACAUGCAGAUGGCAGAUGUGAUGGUGACUGAAGGCUGGAAGGAGGCUGGCUACGAGUAUGUCUGCAUCGACGACUGUUGGCCCAGCCACCAACGUGAUGCCAAGGGACGCCUUCAGGCAGACCCGAAGCGGUUCCCCAGAGGCAUCAAGAAACUGGCCGACUAUGUGAGUGUAUAGCCUACAGCGAGGACGUGCUCAUUAGGGCACACAUGUAGAAAAACGUUUUGCAAUGGAAAACUAAAACAAUAAUUUCUUAUUGGGCCAUUUUCUUUGGUUUCAUGUCUGAAGAUGAACCAGUUGUUGAGGGACAACUUAUAUUAUCCACAUACAGUUGGUGAUGCACUGCUUAUGUCAGAUCUAACUCCAAUGUAGCCAAGUUCCCAGUGCUUUUCUAUCACACACUCUGUGUCACUUUAACACAACAAACAGAAACAUGUUCUUCCUCCAGUGAUAACCUACCCAAUGAGACUGUAAGGUUAUGUAGUUUACUAAUUAGAUCAUCCACCUUGCUAAGAGUGCCACAUAACUAUGGGCAAACAGAAAGGGAAUAUUGCUGUUACCAUGGUGCUAAACUACCAAAGGUUUCAAAACCCUCUGAUGAAGCUCCAUGAAAAUGUUUUUUUGGUAAAACAACACCACCAUCUACUGGUUUCAACUGUAUGGGUCCACUUUGUUCAGGGAUGUUGGCCUACAUGACAAACCUGUUCUAAAAGCCUAUAUAUUAUAAGAUUGUUAUUUGUUAUUGUUUAUACAGGUCCAUUCCAAGGGUCUCAAGUUGGGGAUCUAUGCUGAUUUGGGAACCUUAACAUGUGGAGGCUUUCCAGGGAGCCUGGGAUACUACGACAUCGACGCUCAGACCUUUGCUGAUUGGGGUGUGGAUCUGCUCAAAUUUGAUGGGUGCUACAUGAAGUGGACUUUACUGGGAGAAGGUGAUUUACAUAUUAAUUGUCUUGCUACAAAACUACUAAUUCAACAGCUCAUAAAAUUAUUUCAGAUUAAAUUACGUGUAAUUAAUUAAAUUAGAAUGAUUAAUUGGUAACACCUGAAACCCUAUAAUUACUGUUGUGUGUGAUGUUUUUCCCAGGUUACACAAACAUGUCAAUAGCACUGAACCAAACUGGGAGAAGUAUCCUGUACUCCUGUGAGUGGCCACUGUAUGAGUGGUCGUACCAUCAGGUAAGAAAGAGCGAGGUGGUAAAUGCCUUUAUUCAUAGCAUUCCUUCAUUUUGUUAGCUAAUAAAAUUGCUAAAUAUACCAGGCGCUGAAUUGAUUUCAUAUUAGUCAGGAGGACCCAUUCAUUAUUCAUUUUACAUUGAUUAAUGUGUCCCACCAUGUCAAUUAUGUACUCACAGCCAGACUAUGCUGCCAUAAGGAAGGCCUGUAACCACUGGCGCAACUAUGCAGAUGUGUAUGACUCCUGGGACAGUGUGAAGACCAUCUUGGACUGGACUGCCGACCAUCAGGACGUCAUUGUCCCAGCGGCUGGGCCUGGGGGCUGGAAUGACCCUGACAUGGUACUGUGGCUAUUCCACUUUUCACUAUGGGCUAUGGAUAAAGGGUUGGGGUCAAUUCAUUCCAUUGUUUUCUAUGGGGAAUGUUCAAGUGAACUUCCUGAGUUGACCAAUCCAAUCCUGCUGCUCAGUUGAUGGCAUUCAGAGAAACUGUAAAACUCCUCAUCUUACUCACACCAGCUGUUCCUGCCAUAACCCAUGUACUUUGUCUGAAUAGUAUCUCUGACUGACAUUGACGGUGUUCCUUCCUCAGCUGGUGAUUGGAAACUUUGGCCUGAGUCACGCCCAACAGGAGUCUCAGAUGGCAUUGUGGGCCAUCAUGGCCGCCCCCCUGCUGAUGUCCAACGACCUGAGGGACAUCUGCCCCCGGUCCAAGCAGCUGCUGCAGAACACAAGGAUCAUCGCCAUCAGUCAGGACCCACUGGGCAGGCAGGGCUAUCGCACCGCCAAGGUAUUACACCUCUGUUCUGUCACUCACUGGGGAUAUUUAAUGGUAAUGCACAAUGGAGAAUAGUAAAACCGCAACACAUAAAACAAAAUAUUAAAUAAAAUAAAUAUGCCAUUUAGCAGACGCUUUUAUCCAAAGCGACUUACAGUCAUGCGUGCAUACAUUUUUGUGUAUGGGUGGUCCCGGGGAUCGAAGCCACUACCUUGGCGUUACAAGCGCCGUGCUCUACCAGCUGAGCUUAUAAAUGUGACUACUCGGUGCUAAUGCAGUUCAAUACAACUACACUGAACAAAAAUAUAAACGCAACAUGUAUAGUGUUGGUUUCAUGAGCUGAAAUAAAAGAUCCCAGAAAUUGUCCAUAUGCACAAAAAGCAAAUUUCUCUAAAAUGUUGUGCACAAAUAUGUUUAUAUCCCUGUUAGUGAGCAUUUCUCCUUUGCCAAUAUCAUCCAUCCACCUGAAAGGUGUGGCAUAUCAAUAAGCUGAUUAAACAGCAUGAUCAUUACACAGGUGCACCUUGUGCAGGGGACAAUAAAAGACCACUCUAAAAUGUUUUGUCACACAACACAAUGCCAUAGAUGUCUCAAGUUUUGAGGGAGCGUGCAAUUGGCAUGCUGACUGCAGGAAUGUCCCCCAGAGCUGUUGCCAGAGAAUUUUAUAUUCAUUUCUCUACCAUAAGCUGCCUCCAACGUCGUUUUAGAGAAUUUGGCAGUAAAUCCAACCGGCCUCACGACUGCAGAUCAAAUCAAAUCGAAUGUUAUUUGCCACAUGCGCCGAAUACAACAAGUGUAGACAUUACAGUGAAAUGCUUACUUACAAGCCCUUAACCAACAAUGCAGUUUAAGAAAAAAAUAAAAAUAGCAAAUAAUUAAAGAGCAGCAGUAAAGUAAAAUAACAGUAGGGAGGCUAUAUACAGGGGGUAUCGGUACAGAGUCAAUGUGCGGGGGCACCGGUUAGUCGAGGUAAUUGAGGUAAUAUGUACAUGUGGGUAGAGUUAAAGUGACUAUGCAUAGAUAAUAAUCAGAGUAGCAGCAGCGUAAAAGAGGGGGAGGGGGAAUGCAAAUAUUCCGGGGAGCCAUGAUUAGCUGUUCAGGAAUAUUAUGGCUUGGGGGUAGAAGCUGUUAAGAAGCCUUGGCGCUCCGGUACGCUUUCCGUGCAGUAGCAGGGAGAACAGUCUAUGACUAGGGUGGCUGGAGUCUUUGAUAAUUUUUAGGGCCUUCCUCUGACACCGCCUGGUACAGAGGUCCUGGAUGGCAGGAAGCUUGGCCCCAGUGAUAUACUGGGCUGUACGCACUACCCUCUGUAGUGCCUUGCGGUCGGAGGCCGAGCAGUUGCCAUACCAGGUGGUGAUGCAACCAGUCAGGAUGCUCUCGAUGGUGCAGCUGUAGACCUUUUUGAGGAUCUGAGGACCCAUGCCAAAUCUUUUCAGUCUCCUGAGGGGGAAUAGGCUUUGUCGUACCCUCUUCACAACUGUCUUGGUGUGUUUGGACCAUGAUCGUUUGUUGGUUAUGUGGACACCAAGGAACUUGAAGCUCUCAACCUGUUCCACUACAGCCCCGUCGAUGAGAAUGGGGGUGUGCUCAGUCCUCUUUUUUUCCCUGUAGUCCACAAUCAUCUCUUUUGUCUUGAUCACGUUGAGGGAGAGGUUGUGGUUGACCAUGUGUAACCACGCCAGCCCAGGACCUCCACAUCUGGCUUCUUCGCCUGCGGGAUCGUCUGAGACCAGCCACUCGGACAGCUGAUGAAACUGGGUUUUCACAACCGAAGAAUUUCUGCACAAACUGUCAGAAACAGUCUCAGGGAAGCUCAUCUGCGUGCUUGUUUUCUUCACCAGGGUCUUGACCUGACUGCAGUUCGGCAUCGUAACCGACUUCAGUGGGCAAAUGCUCACCUUCGAUGGCCACUGGCACGCUGGAGAAGUGUGCUCUUCACGGUUUCAACUGUACCGGGCAGAUGGCAGACCGCGUGUAUGGCGUUUGCUGAUGUCAACGUUGUGAACAGAGUGCCCCAUGAUGGCGGUGGGGUUAUGGUAUGGGCAGGCAUAAGCUACCGACAACGAACACAAUUGCAUUUUAUCGAUUGCAAUUUAAAUGCACAGAGAUACCGUGACGAGAUCCUGAGACCCAUUGUCGUGCCAUUCAUCCGCCGCCAUCACCUCAUGUUUCAGCAUGAUAAUGUACAGCCCCAUGUCGCAAGGACCUGUACAUAAUUCCUAGAAGCUGAAAAUGUCCCAGAUCUUCCAUGGCCUGCAUACUCACCAGACAUCUCACCCAUUGAGCAUGUUUGGGAUGCUCUGGAUUGACGUGUACGACAGCGUGUUCCAGUUCCCGUCAACUCUAUUUGAAGGAGAUGUGUCGAGCUGCAUGAGGCAAAUGGUAGUCACACCAGAUACUGACUGGUUUUCUGAUCCACGCCCCUACAUUUAUUUAAAGGUAUCUGUGACCAACAGAUGCAUAUCUGUAUUCCCAGUCAUGUGAAAUCCAUAAUUUAGGGCCUAAUGUAUUUAUUUCAAUUUACUGAUUUCCUUUAUAUGAACUGUAACACAGUAAAAUCUGUGAAAUUGUUGCUUUUUAUAUUUUUGUUCAGUGUAAUAAUGGUCAAAUACCCAUAUGCAGCUACACUAUAUCACAGGGCCUAAUCAAACUCAGAAAGCAUGAAACUCCCAAGAAGCAUGAAACUCCCAAGAAAUUACAUCAAACAUCAUGCAUUCACUAAAGUGCCAACUCCAAAACCACAUGGGAUUCAUCUGUAGCCACAUAAAAUAUGUCCUUUCCCCCUCAAUGAUCAACACCACCGAUGCUGCCAAAAGCUAAACACCUAUAGACGAGUUGGUUGUUUAACAACACAACCGUCGCGUGCGCAACUAUGGGGCAAUACAGACGGGGUUGGCUUCGACUGUUGACAUAAACUAUAUUUAGUCUGUGUUCAUUGAAAACAUAAAUACAUCUGUACAAUUAGCACUUGGCUCUCAAAUACAUCGUUAGUUGUUUAGCUAACUAGCGAGUUUUUGCCAUAUUAGCAUAGACAUGACAUCGAUUCGCAAAGUGGCCAGCCAACCCGUCUUGAGACCAUUCUGAGUUAUCUCUUUGUAUAUACCCCCACCUACUGGCCAUAUGCAAGACUUAUCAUUUGUAAGCAGGUUGUAAAGUAAAAUGUACAAAUGCAAGUUUGCAAUGUCGUGGCUCUGUAGCUUAUGUUGUGGUAGUGUGUACGCUAGACAGUUCACCCUAUUAUAUAAUCUGAAAUCAGUCUGUGGAAACUAACCUGACUGUUGAUUGACAGGUGGACAGUUUCGAGGUGUGGGAGAGACCCCUGUCUGGUGGCCGGUUGGCUCUAGCGGUGAUGAACAAGCAGGAGAUGGGCGGUCCCCGAGGCUUCCCCCUCACCCUGGCCACGCUGCCGAGCUGGAAGAUCUGCCACCCCCAGUGUAAUGUCACCCAGGUCCUGCCCAGCUACAAUGAGCUGGGGGUCCAGACCCUCCUCAGUAAACUGGUGGUGGUGGUCAACCCUUCUGGCACAGCACUUCUGACUGUCACUCCCAUUUAAGGGUGACUUCAAGACCCAAUGGCAAAUAUGGAAGGACAUACCCAACGUGAACACACAAACAGUUAUUUAGUAUGGUAUAGCUAGCAGACAAGGAUAUGGGCCCUGGCCCUCGCCCAGCACUGAUUUGAAAUGCACAGGAUGUAUGAGCACUUUAAAUUCACAACAAGUUACAUUGCUUAUUGUGAUUAUUCUAGAUGGUGAUUAUUCUAGAUGGUGUGCUUAUUUGCCAAAGCGCCAUGUACAUGCUCACCCUUUGAAUAGGUUAUUUAGUUGGUGUGCUGCCCUUGAAUGAUUUAAACAGAGGGUUUCUUCAUCUUUAUUUUAAGUAUGGAAUGCGUUAGUAAUUGUCCAUGUUUUGUAUGCCAAUUGUUCUGGUCACAAAAAUAUUUGCUGGAUGGCAGACACCUGAAUGUUAAGAUAUCAAAUUUAUCAGCAGUACUGUAACAAUUUUUCCUGAUUGAAAGAAAAAUGGUACUUUGGUACAAUCAUGUCUUCAUAUGUUAACAUUAAUUAAAGGGGCAAUCUGGAAUUCA
Molecule: messenger RNA, 6648 nt
Organism: Coregonus sp. 'balchen'
Lineage: Eukaryota; Metazoa; Chordata; Actinopteri; Salmoniformes; Salmonidae
Source: the annotation of a GenBank genome assembly